This is a messenger RNA of Acanthosepion pharaonis, 924 nucleotides long. The record is from the annotation of a GenBank genome assembly. Lineage: Eukaryota; Metazoa; Mollusca; Cephalopoda; Sepiida; Sepiidae.
AUGUCCUUUCUUUUUUUUUUUCCUUUUUCUUUUCAUUUUUCUUUUUUCUUUGCUUCUUUUUCUUUUUUAAUUUUAUUUUCGAUUCUUUUAAUUUCUCUUUCUUUCUUUUUUUUUUAUUUCUUUCUUUUUACUCAGUUAAUUAUUCUUUUUUUUUUUUUUUUUUUUUUUCAAUGUCCUUUCUUUUUUUUUCCUUUUUCUUUCAUUUUUUUCUUUUUCUUUGCUUCUUUUUCUUUUAAUUUUAUUUUCGAUUCUUUUAAUCUCUCUUUCUUUCUUUUUUUUUCUAUUUCUUUCUUUUACUUAGUUAAUUAUUUUACCUCUCCCUCUUUCUUCUCUUCUUUCGUUUUUUUUUUUUUGCCUUUUCUUUCUUUUUCGUUUUUCGUUUCUUGUUUUUUUUUAUUUACUUUCGAUUCUUUUACUCUGUCUUUCUUUCAUUUUUUAUUACUUUUCUCUCCCAAUUUGUCUUUGUUUCCCUUUUCCUUCUCCCUUUUAUCACUGUUUUACCCGGAUUUGCCCUUUCUCUCCAUUAACUCUUUGUCUUUCUAUUUUCAUUUUUUUUUUUUUUUUAUUUCUCUGAAUUCUUUGGUUAUUUUUGUUUGUUUGUUUUUCUGUUAUUCUUGUUUUUUGACAGUUUUCUAUCUGUUUUUUUUCUUCCUAACAACUAAUAUUAUAUUGCUUUUUUUCUCACUUUUUCUUUCUUUUCUUUCUUUCUCUCUUUUCUUUCUUUUCUUUCUUUCUUUCUUCCUUCCUUUCUUUCUUUUUCUAUCUUGUUUUUUUUUCUUUCUAACAACUAAUAUUAUAUUGUCUUUUUUCUCACUUUUUCUUUCUUUCCUUUCUUUCUUUUCUUUCUUUCUUUCUUUCUUUCUUUCUUCCUUUCUUUCAACCAAUGAAUAUUACUUAUUAAUUAUUUUAUUCUUUCUUUUAUAG